Messenger RNA from Neltuma alba, 1221 nucleotides. RefSeq names its product PXMP2/4 family protein 4. Lineage: Eukaryota; Viridiplantae; Streptophyta; Magnoliopsida; Fabales; Fabaceae. The record is from RefSeq and is a predicted model, not a curated record. Gene Ontology annotation, cellular component: membrane; cytoplasm. The transcript is spliced from 4 exons. The coding region runs from base 93 to 890 and encodes 265 amino acids.
UCUACUAGUUAUUUAUUAGGUCUAAGCCCGCGUUAACCCCUCCAUUCCCAGAGUCCAAACCCCUAAAAAUCUUUACGGCUAAAGUUCAGGGAAUGGCAUACCGCAAAAUGGGCAGUGCGUUCUUGAGGAACACCUCAUUUUCUCGCUUCUGGGUACAGAAGCAUUCGACCAAGCGUGUUAGUGAUUUCACCCGAGCUCCGCUUCUGUGUAACCAAACCCAGUACAGAGCAUAUUUUCGUUCCCCAGAUUUUACAAAGAAAGUCAGGGAUUAUGCCAUUUCCCCUUCUUCGUUUCUUUCUUCCUCUUUUGCUUCUUCUUCAUCGUCUUGCGGUUGUCUCUCCAAGGUUCGUUUUGUAGGUUGGUAUUUGGGGAUGAUCAAGUCGCGCCCGAUUCUUACAAAAAGUGUUACUUCUGGGCUUAUUUACACGGCUGCUGAUUUGUCCUCCCAGACUAUUUCACCACCAUCUUCAGAACCGUUUGAUUUUGUGAGGACAUUACGCAUGGCAGGAUAUGGGAUGAUUAUUUUAGGACCCUCACUGCAUUUCUGGUUCAAUUUUGUGUCAAACCUUUUCCCAAGGAGGGAUCUUUUCUCGACAUUCAAGAAGAUGGCAAUGGGCCAAGCAAUUUAUGGACCUAUCAUGACUGUCGUUUUCUUCUCCUUGAAUGCUUUCUUGCAAGGUGAAAACAACACAGAGAUCGUUGCACGCUUAAAGCGCGAUGUACUGCCUACGAUGUUAAAUGGAAUUAUGUACUGGCCUGUUUGUGAUUUUAUAACAUUCAGAUUCGUUCCUGUCCAUUUACAGCCACUAGUCAGCAAUUCAUUUUCAUAUGUGUGGACCAUUUAUAUGACGUAUAUGGCAAACCUAGAUAAAGCAGAGGCUGCGAGUUAAUCAACUUAGUUGGAGGAAUCCUUGUUUCAUGAUCCAAAUAUGGAGUAAUAGAGUCUUAAGACUUUAUAUAAUAGUUACAGUAUACAAGCCAAGCCGAUCUCUUACAGGACAUGUUGUAGUUAGUAUUGUGCAGGUAGGACGCUCUAAGAUUCAUGAUGUGGAUCAAAUGCUUACUUGUUUCAAGCAAAUUUUCUUUUGGAGAGUUUUUUUCUCUCUCACUUAAUGGUAAUAUUACAGUAUCCAUUUUUCUUAGGGGACUGGACCGACUAGGACUCUGUAAAGCGUUUUCUGUUACUAAGGACAUGGUUUUUGGCUUACCUUUUCAUUUAGA